Camellia sinensis is the source of this 1952-nucleotide messenger RNA. The record is from RefSeq and is a predicted model, not a curated record. Lineage: Eukaryota; Viridiplantae; Streptophyta; Magnoliopsida; Ericales; Theaceae.
AUUAUAACAAAGCGCACUCUCUGUCUCUCUCUCUAUCUGUCUUUUCUCUUCUCUCUCCUAGUGAAUAAAAAUAGCAUAUCUUUGGAAAAUGCGUUUGGGGAGUAGUUAUAUAUGUAAGAAUAAAUAAAGAAGUAAGUAGAGUUGUUAUUAGUAUCAAAGGUCAGUAGUGUGUGUAUAGCAAUGGGGAGGCUGUUGAAUUACUUGCUUCUUCUUCUUCUUCUUGUUCUACUGGUGGUGGUGUUACAAGUAAACUUGACAUGUGCUGGUGGUGAAGAUAGUAGUAGUAGUAGUAGUAGUAGUAGUAGUAGUAGUAGUGCUUUGUUUAUCUUUGGAGACUCAACAGUGGAUCCAGGGAACAAUAACUACAUAGAGACAGUACCAGAAAAUAGAGCAAACCACAAGCCUUAUGGUCAGAAUGGCUUCUUUCAGCAAUCCCCUCCUACCGGUCGCUUCUCCGAUGGCCGGGUCAUCGUUGACUUUAUUGCUGAAUAUGCAAAGUUGCCCCUGAUCCCUCCAUUCUUGGAACCAUCUGCGGAAUAUGUCAAUGGUGUCAACUUUGGCUCUGGAGGUGCUGGCAUCCUUUCUGAGACCAAUCAGGGUUUGGUGAUUGAUCUGAAGACACAAUUGAAGAAUUUUGAAGCGGUGGAAAAAGCAUUAACAGAGAAGUUAGGAGAAAAGGGAGCUAAGAAGUUGAUAUCAGAAGCUGUUUAUUUCAUUAGCAUUGGAAGUAAUGAUUAUAUGGGUGGUUACUUGGUCAAUCCAACAAUGCAACAACUACAUCACCCUGAAGAAUAUGUUGGGAUGGUCAUUGGGAACUUGACACAAGCAAUCCAGGAAUUGUAUGAGAAAGGGGGUAGAAAAUUUGGGUUUCUAAGCCUAUCACCUUUGGGUUGCUUACCAGCACUGAGAGCAGCAAACCCUAAAGGCAAUGAAGAAGGAGGUUGUUUUGAAGAAGCCUGUGCCCUAGCACUAGCACAUAAUAAUGCUCUCAAAGCUGUCCUCACCAGCCUUGAACAUCUAUUUAAAGGUUUCAAGUAUUGCAACUCCAAUUUCUAUGUCUGGCUUGAAGAUAGAAUUAAUAAUCCUUCUAAGUAUGGGUUCAAGGAAGGGAUGAAUGCAUGUUGCGGAACAGGACCCUUUAGGGGUUUAUUCACAUGUGGAGGAACAAACAAGGUGACAGAUUACCAAUUAUGUGAUAAUGCAGAUGAUUAUGUAUGGUGGGAUUCUUUUCAUCCAACAGAGAGGAUCCAUGAGCAAUUUGCAAAGGCUCUCUGGGAUGGACCCCUUGACUAUGUUGGACCAUACAACCUUCAACAACUCUUCUUCUUCAACAAGCUCACCAGUAUUGCUGACUUGGUUGAUGAUCCUGAAUCAGAUACUCAGCAGAUUUACUAAUACAUAAUUAGCAACAUGUAACCCCUAAUGCCAAAGAGAAUGUUACCACUUUGAACUUGUUUAAAUAAAAUAUUUCUAUGGUCAAAUAUGUGUUUUGUGUUGGUUUGGUUCUCAAAGUUUUGACUUUGUCAAUUUAGUCCUAAAAACGUUUUAGUUUGAGUCAAAUUGAUUCAAUUUCAAACAGUGCAUUAAAAUUGUUAAUGAAAUGGUACUACAACAUUUUGUUACUAAUUUUAUCAGCUUGUUUGAAAUUGGGUCGAUUUGACUCAAAUUAAAAAUUUAUGAAAUAAAUUGACAAAAUUGAAACUUGAAGGAUCAAAAUGACACGUAACAUAUGGCUUAAGGACUAUAUGUGUAUUUUACACUUUUGUAUUAUUAUGGAAAUGUUGUUUGUGACCUAGGGUCAUGGGUUCGAAACACAAAAGUUUGUAUACAUGUGUGGGAUAAGAUUGCAAACAUCUAAUCCUUCUCAGGCCUUACAAUAGUAGGCAUUGGGCUUCAUUUUAAGCCAUGCUUAAUUGUGUAGUAAAUAAAUCUAUGCGUUCAUGAUACACAUA